AUGGAAAACAGAAAGGAGAUGGUGAUGCUCGCGGAGGGAGGUCAACUUGGCACCGUGGUUGGCAAGACGGGCUCUAAUUUCUCGGAAGCAGUUGGAAGACCCGCACAAGAACCGCAAGGAAAGACGGUCCACAGGAACUGCCUGAGCCCGGGUUCUUCACCCUACUCGCGAGACAGAGCGGACGAGGAGGUGGAGGGCGCACAGGGACGCGUGUGCGCUGAUGUAAGGCCGGUUGGCAUGUCUUCUUCUACCGAGAGACACCGGAUGGAUCGCACCAACAAAGAAACCAGCAGCUCGGACACUGAGUCAGACUUCUAUGAGGAAAUUGAUGUGAGCUGCACGCCAGAAAGCAUGGACUACCCCAAUGGGAAAGGUCGAAACGGUGAUUCCCCCUGCCACCCGGUUGACAGCGGCAUGGAUCUUGGUAAGAUGGGUUCGGGACAGGGCUCGCUGUCCUACGGGGCCGACGCGAUGCGACGGUACCGGACAGCAUUCACUCGGGAGCAAAUCGGCCGGUUGGAGAAGGAAUUCUACCGGGAGAAUUACGUGUCCAGGCCGAGGAGAUGUGAACUGGCGGCUUCACUAAAUUUACCAGAGACCACAAUCAAGGUGUGGUUCCAGAACCGCCGAAUGAAGGACAAGCGGCAGCGUCUGGCCAUGACGUGGCCUCACCCUGCCGACCCCGCCUUCUACACCUACAUGAUGAACCACGCGGCCGCCACUGGGAAUCUCGGUUACUCCUUCCCGUCCCACCUGCCAUUACCGUAUUACUCCCACCUUGGGGUCGGAGCCGGCUCGGCCUCCUCCGCCACCCCAUUCUCCAACCCACUCAGGUCCCUCGACAGUUUCCGGAUGUUGUCUCAUCCCUACCAGAGGCCGGAGCUGCUGUGUGCGUUCAGGCACCCAUCCCUGUACCCCAGCCCGGCCCACAGCCUCGGUCCCGGGGGGAGUCCCUGUUCCUGCCUCGCCUGUCACUCCGCUCAAACAAACGGCUUUCCACAGAGGCCCACCGGGUCAGACUUCCCGUGCUCCCCAACGACCAGGACUGACGCGUUUCUGACGUUUACACCGUCGGUGCUGAGCAAGUCCUCGCCGGUGACUUUGGACCAGAGAGAGGAGGUGCCAUUGACCAGAUAA
Molecule: messenger RNA, 1137 nt
Organism: Salvelinus namaycush (lake trout)
Lineage: Eukaryota; Metazoa; Chordata; Actinopteri; Salmoniformes; Salmonidae
Product: homeobox protein XHOX-3-like
Exons: 3
Coding region: 1-1137 (378 amino acids)
Biological process (GO): regulation of transcription by RNA polymerase II
Cellular component (GO): nucleus
Molecular function (GO): RNA polymerase II cis-regulatory region sequence-specific DNA binding; DNA-binding transcription factor activity, RNA polymerase II-specific
Source: RefSeq, a predicted model, not a curated record